Molecule: messenger RNA, 1369 nt
Organism: Lemur catta (Ring-tailed lemur)
Lineage: Eukaryota; Metazoa; Chordata; Mammalia; Primates; Lemuridae
Gene: UCN
Product: urocortin
Exons: 2
Coding region: 827-1213 (128 amino acids)
Biological process (GO): negative regulation of feeding behavior
Cellular component (GO): extracellular region
Molecular function (GO): hormone activity
Source: RefSeq, a predicted model, not a curated record
CUAGCCUGGGCAACAAAGUGAGACUCUGUCUCAAAAAAAAAAAAAAAAAGAAUCCUUUCAUGCUCUAGUACUGUAGGGUGUGAAAAAAAAAGAAUCCUGGGAGAGGUUGGCUAUGGCAGACCGCUGCCUCUCGGUGGGUCUCACAGUGUUGGCUGAGUGCCAGCGGUGUGCUCUUGGUUGCCUCAGUUUUCGGAACUGAUAGUUGGGGCUAGGGAGUGGGUUUGAGCCUCACAGCGUUGUCCCAACGCCUCUGCCCCCUUCUAGAGAUAGAGGACAGGGUCAGCACCAUGGACAGCCCCACGGUCCCGCCUCUCUUACAUGUGCCAUGGAAUAAGAGACCCAGGACUAGUCUGGUGUUGGGGGACAGGCCCUAGGCACUAAUGGCUGUUCUAAGCGGGGCAGAGGGCUCUCGUGGGUCCCGGAACAAGCUCAACGCCCUAGCCGGCUUCUUGCUUUCCUGAGUCCAAUGCUGCUUCCAGCGCUAGCUCCAGGGACACGAAGUCUAGUGUCCGGAGGUGCGCUCCUCCGAGGGCUUGCAAGCCGCCAGACUCAUUGCUUCUACAAUCAUAGCAUGUUCUUCGCUGACGUCAGUCGGAGCUGCCCUGGCGCUAUAUAAGGCUGGUGACAGUCCCGGGACAGACCCCGUGUUCCCCAAGCCGCCCUCAGCCCGCCCCGAGGGACAGAGAUUGGAGCUCCGUCUUGCGCCGUGCAGGCGCUCUCCGACAACCUGUGAGUGGCUCAGAGCGUUCGCCCAGACUCCCUCGGUACCAGGACUCUGCGCAGCUCACCCACUGCGACCUGCCCGGAGGGACGGGCCGGCGGCACCAUGAGGCAGGCGGGGCGUGCGGCGCUGCUGGCGGCGCUGCUGCUCCUGGCACAGCUGCGCUCCGGGAGCAGCCAGUGGAGCCCGGAGGCUGCAGCGGCAGCAGCCGGGGUCCAGGACCCGAGUCUGCGAUGGAGCCCCCGGGCGCGGACCCAGGGCGGCGGGGCCCGCGCGCUCUUGUUGCUGCUGGCGGAGCGCUUCCCGCGCCGCGGCGGGCCGGGCGGAUGGGGAUCCGCGACCACAGGCGAGCGGCCGCGACGGAACAACCCUCCACUGUCCAUUGACCUCACUUUCCACCUGCUGAGGACCCUGCUGGAGCUGUCGCGAACGCAGAGCCAGAGGGAGCGCGCCGAGCAGAACCGCAUCAUAUUCGACUCAGUGGGCAAGUGAUCCGCCCGGUUUGGGACCACGAAAACUUUGACCCCUUCUCCUACCCCGGGGCUGGGACACGAGCUACUGGAACUGAUCCAGUCCCGCGGGCAGAGCGGCCCAGGGACACCCUGAGCCGCUCUGCGUGGCUAUUUUUUAAUAAAAGUGCUGAAGAGC